UCAUUAUAACUAAUGGGACAAACCCACCCGAGUCAAUUUUCACACACAAAAAAAAACAAAAUUAGGAGAGAAAAACAAGUCGUGAGUGUAACACAACCAGACCCACGUGCAGCCCCCACGAUUUAAUACUUUUAAACCUUAAUCAUUUCCGCACCCUAACCUAACUGUCACUUGUCAUUUUGACACUUGACCUCGACCACAAUUUUCCGCAUUUCCACCAAAAAACCCAAACAAAGCGUGUUUGUAUAAUGCCCACGUCCCCUUCCACACCGUAAACGUACUCCCAAAAAAUCCUUGCCCCAAAAAUGCCCAUCCUCUGAUCGCCCAUCAUGGUAGUUGUACUCGUAGUAAACAAACUCAAACACUUAAUUCUGUUCUUCGUAAGCAUCUUCAGACGCGCUUUGUGUUGUUUCCGGCGCCGCCGCCGCGUCUCCGUGGACGCCGUCCCCUUGACCCAUGUGGGCGUCGUCGCCAACCAUGGAGACCCCGAGGACUGGACAUGGGAAGACAAGCCGGGCUACAGCGAACCCAAGACCGUGCAGGACCACAUCGAGCUAUACAGGAAGCGAAAAAGCGAGAAAACCGAGCUCCAACAACAACAAGAGGAAGUGCCUAUGGAUUUUUUCGAAAACAUGGCCCCAAAAAUCACCAGACAGACGAAAGUUUACAUUAGCGAGGAGCACGGGGAGAGCAAGGGGGCGAAUCGGCUGAAUGUGGUAGAAACUGUGCCUGUGGAAACGGGGGAGUUGAGGGAGUGGGAGGAGAGCUCUGGGUGGGAAGGGGAGACGCUGGAUUGGGACGCCCAGGAGGCGCUGCGGGAGAAGAAGCGACGGGAUAGGGAGAGGAGGUUAUGGGAGCAGCAGCAGAAGAGACAGGAGAAGGGGGGGAGGUCUUUGGGGGCGAAAGUUAGCACGUAACGUUUAGUUAAGCCAAAGGGGUGUUUUAAUAGUCUUCAAGUCAUUCCUGUGAAGAUAUUUUCGUGAAUAAAUUCGAAUGUUUCAAGUUU
Zophobas morio is the source of this 1006-nucleotide messenger RNA. Its product is annotated as receptor-binding cancer antigen expressed on SiSo cells. The record is from RefSeq and is a predicted model, not a curated record. The transcript is spliced from 2 exons. Gene Ontology annotation, cellular component: secretory granule. The coding region runs from base 330 to 917 and encodes 195 amino acids. Lineage: Eukaryota; Metazoa; Arthropoda; Insecta; Coleoptera; Tenebrionidae.